Messenger RNA from Ceratosolen solmsi marchali, 2481 nucleotides. It is a transcript of the gene nompB, whose product is annotated as intraflagellar transport protein 88-like protein nompB. Gene Ontology annotation, molecular function: kinesin binding. Gene Ontology annotation, cellular component: non-motile cilium; ciliary base; centriole. The coding region runs from base 3 to 2450 and encodes 815 amino acids. Gene Ontology annotation, biological process: non-motile cilium assembly; intraciliary transport. NCBI's taxonomy places the organism in Eukaryota, Metazoa, Arthropoda, Insecta, Hymenoptera, Agaonidae. The transcript has 15 exons. The record is from RefSeq and is a predicted model, not a curated record.
CUAUGGCAUCUGUGGAUAAUAAUAUAUUUCUUGGUUACAAUGAUUACUCAACUUUGUAUUCUGCAACUGAUUUGGAUCAGGAGGAAUUCUUUCAGGAUACUACAAAGAGCAAUAAUGGAUUUAAAUCUACUGAAAAUCAAAAAUUUUCUGGAUCAGGUAUGCGUCUUGGAACUUCUUCAGGCUAUCAAAGAGGAAGCACAGCAGGAAGACCUGGAACAGGUACGUUGAGACCUAUGACAGCGGUCCGAGGAGCUGGUUACACAAGCGCUUCUCGACAAACAUUCGAUCCCUUAAAUUUGGGUAGCACGAUUCAAAAUUUUCCUCUAGAAACUGAAAAGGAAGAGACGCCAGAAGAAAAAAUUAAGCAAGCUGAGCGAAGAAUAAUGACUUUAAUUGAAGAAUCAGCAAAAGCGGGUUGCGAAAAGAAUGUAAAAGUUGCUUUAGAACGAGCGAGAGAAGCUUCCUCAAGAGAACGCGUUCUUAUUAGGCUUCAAGAACAGGCUGGAUUGAGCGAUAGUCACAACAUUGAUCUGACAUUUGCUGUUAUUUUUAAUCUUGCUUGCCAAUAUUCCAAUAAUGAAAUGUAUACCGAGGCAAUAGCAACGUAUCAAGCUAUUACAAGGAAUAGAAAUUUUAGCAACAGUGCCAGGCUAAAGGUUAAUAUAGGUAAUAUAUACGUGAAAAUGGGUCAACUAUCUCAAGCCAUAAAAAUGUAUAGAAUGGCUUUGGAUCAAACAACCAAUGCACAAAAAUAUUUAAGGAUAAAAAUUAUGCACAAUAUUGGAAUGCUUUUUGUUCGAAUGGGUCGACUUGAAGAAGCAGCUAAUAGCUUUGAAUGGGUAAUGAGAGAGAAACCAGACCUUAAAGCUGGAAUGCAUGCAAUUCUAUGUCACUUCGCUCUUUCCCAGGAAGAUAAAAUGAAAAAAGGUUUUCUCGAGUUACUGGAUGUUCCCCUACAUAUAGAUCAUGAUGAUAAGUACUCUAUUAAUACGGAUGAUAUUGCAUCAAAUAUUUUGAACGAAACAGUGAAAAAUGAUGAUUUAUCGAAAUUAGAGCGCGAAUUAAAAGUUAAUGCUGAAAAGACAAUUCUCAAUGCAGCUAAUUUGAUAGCUCCUGUUAUUGAAGAAACACUUGCUGGUGGAUUUGCAUGGUGCGUAGACGCAAUUAAGUCCUCGGGCUAUCAUUCACUCGCUGCCAAUUUGGAAAUUAAUAAAGCAAUGGUAUUUCUUUAUAAUCGCGAAGUACGCAUGGCCAUAGAAUCAUUAAAAAUUUUUGAAAAUCAAGACACAAAAAUCAAUAGUUCCGCAUCUACAGUGCUAUCUUUUAUACACUUUCUUCGCGGUGAAUAUGAUUUAGCAGAAAAGUAUGGCGAGGCCGCCAGAAUUGCUGAUAAUUAUAAUACGGCUGCUUACGUAAAUCUAUCAGCAUGUUCUAUUGUAAAAAACGAUUUACAGUCUGCAAAAGAAUAUUUAUUAUGCGCACUAGAAAACGAUCCCAAUCAUGUUCAAGCACUUUAUAAUUUGGGUUUACUAUAUAAAAAGAAAAAUAUGUUUGAACAAUCUCUGGAAUGUUUUUGGAAACUUAAAAAUAUCGUUAGAUACGAUCCUCUAACAUUGUAUCAAAUUGGACAUGUUAGUCAACUUAGCAACAAUGUGGAACAGUCAUCAGAAUGGUACAAUCAACUUCUUGGUAUAAUAUCCUCUGAUCCAGGAAUAUUACAAAAGUUAGGCGAAAUGUAUGAUAAUGUUGGGGAUAAACAACAAGCCUACCAAUAUUACAGUGAUUCAUAUUCAUUUUAUCCAGCAAAUUUUGAUGUAAUCAAUUGGCUUGGCUCCUACUUUAUUUCAAUGCAGGUUCCUGAAAAAGCGCUUGCUUAUUUUAAAGAAGCGGUGGAAUUAGCUCCUAAUGAACCGAAAUGGAGAUUGCUUGUGGCAUCGUGUUUAAGGAGAGCAGGACAAUUUCAUAAAGCAUUUACUGAAUAUCAAGAUAUACAUAAGAAAUUUCCUGAUAAUAUCGAAUGCUUAAAAUUUUUAAUUAGACUGUGCAAUGAUUUGGGUCUGAAAGAAGCUCAAACAUAUGCCAUUGAACUACGAAAAUUAGAAAAGACAAAGGAAAAUAAAGAUGGACAUGGCUCGGGAAAAGCAGGAACAAGCAAUUCAAGACAAAGUAAUAGCGGCACAUCAUCUAGAGGUGGAUCGGAAAUGAGCACAUUUUCAGAACACCAAACAAGUCCUGCUUUGCACGAGCAUAAUUUUCAACAUGGUGAUAAUACUCAUUUUAGUCAUCACAUUUUAACCGACUCAUUUGACGUCACUACAGAAUCUAGUGUACUCGAUACGCAUUACGUUGAUCCGGUUGGAUCACUACCAACUCGACCAAUGACAGCAGCAGGAAAAAAAGACUCUGAUUUUGGUGACGAACAAUUGGGGGUAGAUCUAUUACCUGAAUAAGAUUAUAUACAUAAUAAACUAUACUGUUUUU